AUGGACCCAGAGCUUACAGAUGUGACAAAUAUAGACGGAGUAACGUCCCUCCACGCCACAUGCCCCACACUCGAAUUUCAGUUUUGGUUUCUUAUAGAGGCUGAAUUGGUGGGGAUGAUCACCGAAAUGAUUUUCAGUGAUGUUGCGCCAUGUGGAGGUGCACUUGAGGUCGAGGAUGAAGUCACAUCCAGAUUUGGAACAACGGUAAGCGAAGGGAGCCAAGGUGGGGCCCUGCUGCUGCGGGGACAUUGGUUGCAAGAGUAG
Messenger RNA from Prunus armeniaca (apricot), 264 nucleotides. Lineage: Eukaryota; Viridiplantae; Streptophyta; Magnoliopsida; Rosales; Rosaceae. The record is from the annotation of a GenBank genome assembly.